Molecule: messenger RNA, 3584 nt
Organism: Rana temporaria (common frog)
Lineage: Eukaryota; Metazoa; Chordata; Amphibia; Anura; Ranidae
Gene: KCNH3
Product: potassium voltage-gated channel subfamily H member 3
Exons: 16
Coding region: 362-3352 (996 amino acids)
Biological process (GO): potassium ion transmembrane transport; regulation of membrane potential
Cellular component (GO): membrane
Molecular function (GO): voltage-gated potassium channel activity
Source: RefSeq, a predicted model, not a curated record
GAUGUGUAGAGCGUGAAGCGAGUCUCAGGAUCAUAAUUAGUCUCUGAUCACCGUAUUGUCUCUUUAAGAGAAGCGGGUGUGUCAGUAGUAACUAUGGAAACUUCAAGCUGAGAAUAAAAGCAAAUCUGUUCUCAAGCAGUCUACAGGAGCCUGAUAGGAAUGCGGAGAGGAGGGAGAUGAGGAUUUUGGAUGCAGAAGUUCAGGUGGGAGGGAGGGGGUGGCUGCAACUCCCAAAGAAGAUUUCUUUCUGAUCAUUGGGACAGGUGUGGAGUGGUCAUCCUCCCUUUGCUCUACACCUGCUGCUGAUAGAAGAUGGACAUCAGCCCAAGCUCCGAGAGUGUCAGCAGUGAGAACUAGAGAAAUGCCAGCCAUGAGAGGGCUGCUUGCUCCUCAGAAUACUUUCUUAGAUACCAUAGCGACCAGAUUCGAUGGAACGCACAGCAACUUUGUUCUUGGAAAUGCUCAGCUGCCUCAUUCCUACCCUGUCGUGUAUUGCUCAGAUGGCUUCUGUGAACUCACUGGCUUCGCUCGAGCAGAGGUUAUGCAAAGGUCAUGUGCUUGUACCUUUCUGUAUGGCACAGACACUGGGGAGCAAAUUCAGCAUUGUAUCCAGAAAGCCUUGAAUGAUAAACAAGAGCUAAAGACUGAGCUGCUGCUAUACAAGAAAAGUGGUUCGCAGUUCUGGUGCUUGCUGGAUGUUGUACCCAUCAAAAAUGAAAAAGGGGAGGUGGUUCUAUUUCUUGUUUCAUUUAAGGACAUCACAGAUGCCAAGACCAGAAUGCCAGAGAGCUGGAAAGAGACAGGAAGGGGAGAGCAGCAGACUCGUUUAACAGGGAAAGGUUUCAAUGCCAAUCGUAGGCGAAGUCGUGCUGUGCUUUACCAUCUCUCAGGUCAUCUACAGAGACAAAAUAGAGCCAAAGCAAAACUUGGUAAGGGUGUCUUUGGUGAGAAGCCUCGGGUUCCAGAAUAUAAAGUUGUAUCUAUGCGUAAAUCUCCUUUCAUACUUUUGCACUAUGGGCCCUUCAAGGCCUGCUGGGACUGUUUGAUCCUUCUCGCCACCUUCUAUGUAGCAGUGACCGUGCCAUACAGUGUCUGCUUCAGUAGUGCGAAAGAAGAAGGUACUCAGAGUCCACGCAGCCCACCCAGCGCAUGUGAUCUUGCUGUGGAAAUCCUCUUCAUACUAGAUAUCAUUCUGAAUUUCCGCACCACAUUUGUCAGCCAGUCUGGGCAAGUGGUAUUCUCCUCACGUCUUAUCUUUAUCCAUUACACCAGGACAUGGUUCCUGCUGGAUCUUCUAGCUGCUCUUCCUGUGGAUCUGCUCUAUAGCUUUAAAGUCAACAUAUAUUUUGGGGCUCACCUCUUGAAGACUGUUCGCCUACUUCGACUUCUACGCCUUCUCCCACGAUUGGAUCGAUAUUCCCAGUACAGUGCAGUUGUUCUUAGCCUCCUCAUGGUUGUCUUUGCUCUUCUAGCACACUGGGUGGCUUGCAUCUGGUAUUUCAUUGGUCAGCAAGAAAUUGCAAGCAACCAGUCGGAAGUGCCAGAGAUUGGUUGGCUUCAAGAGCUGGCCCGGCGUUUGGAAACCCCUUACUACAUGGGGAAAAGAAAUAUCAGCAGGCACUUGUCGCUUCCAAACAAUGACAGUGAAGACACUUUAAAUGAGACUGCUCUUGUGUUACUAGGAGGACCAUCUCCCAGGAGUUCAUACAUCACAUCCUUGUACUUCGCACUCAGCAGUCUAACCAGUGUUGGAUUUGGGAAUGUUUCUGCUAAUACAGACACUGAGAAGAUCUUCUCCAUCUGUAUCAUGUUGAUUGGAGCCCUGAUGCACGCUCUGGUGUUUGGAAAUGUAACGGCUAUCAUCCAGCGCUUGUAUGCAAGGCGCUUUUUGUAUCACAGCCGUACUCGGGAUCUUCGAGAUUAUAUCCGUAUCCAUGGCAUCCCCAAGCCUCUAAAACAGCGCAUGUUAGAAUAUGUUCAGACCACGUGGGCAAUAAACAAUGGCAUUGACACUAAUGAGCUCCUGCACAGUCUUCCAGAUGAAUUACGAGCUGACAUUGCCAUGCACCUCAAUAAGGAUCUAUUGCAAAUGCCACUCUUUGCCCUUGCCAGCCGUGGAUGCCUGCGUUCUCUGUCAUUGAACAUUAAACCCUCCUUCUGCACGCCUGGAGAGUAUUUGAUCCGACAGGGAGAUGCUCUGGAAUCUUUAUACUGUGUGUGCUCAGGAUCCAUGGAAGUACUCAAGGAUGGUGUUGUCCUAGCAAUAUUAGGUAAAGGUGACCUGAUUGGCUGUGAGGUCUCUUGUGAAGACGCUGGGAUUAAAACAAAUGCAGACGUCAAAGCUUUGACUUACUGCGACCUUCAAGGGAUCAGUCUGAAGGGUCUUCGUGACACUCUGUCACUCUAUCCAGAAUAUGCUCAUAAAUUCACAGGUCAAAUUGUACACCAGCUCAGCUACAACUUGGGAAGCAGCAGAUGUGAGCCAGAGACUCAAAUCCAUACCGAACACUCUUCAAGGACAGAUCUGCGAGACCAAGCUUCCCCAAAUUUAAAUACUUCAGCCCUCACCCCAAAGAACUCCCCUCACCUCCGCCUCUCUCCAUCUCGAUAUUCUAGCUGCAGUCCACAGCACAGAUCUCAGGAAGUGACUCCAAGGCGUACUCCUCACAGGGUGACCACUACUGAACUUCACAUACCACUAAUGUCCCAAUCAAGGCCUCCAGAUCUGAGCCCAAGGGUUGUUGAUGGGAUAGAAGAAACUGCCCAGCAAAAGUUUACAUUUUCAAACUGUAGUUCCCUUUCAAAUGCUCCAGAUCAUUUGUUCCUGACAUCGGAACCGAGAGCUACCGAAAGUAUGGACCGAUUGAGUCAAGCGGUUUCUGACCUGUCGUGCCAAGUGCAAGACCUCAGAGAAGGCCUUCAGUCUCUCCGUCAUGCAGUUCAGCUAUCUCUAAUGCCAUGCAAUACCUCACCCUGCUGCCAUGGAGGAGACUUCCAUACACACUGUGGGGGCAGUUUACACUCUCCUGGUGAUGCACCAACUACCUGCCCUUCACUUUUUCAUCCUCCCCGGGUAGAAAAGGCCUCUCAGGUCUGCUACAUUCAUAGUGCUUCCCCAGCCUGCUCCGAGGGACAUCUAUCUUGGCUUUGGACACCCCCUACACCUCUGUGGCUGCACUGCACAGGGUUUGAGCAGAGGGACUUAAGCCAACCAGACACUUCUACCCUCACUGCAGAAGAACCCCAUAAUGCUACAGACCCUCACUCUGUAGAAAUGCACUUUAUUCCUCCAAACAGAGGAGGCAACACGGAUCCUGAAUACUGGUCCAGGGAGGAAGGAACAGGAAUGUAAAUAUGAACUUGAAUACUACUAGAAGGAACUUUUUUUUACAGUGGUUAUUGAGAAAAAGAGUGGUUGUAUUCAGUGCUGAGACAGUUAUCCAGUGCCCAGGGCUAAGGUGCCAAACUGCACCCCUCCUACUCCUCAUUGUCCUUGCCCUGGGUGCAGCAGCACUGUUCAUAGAUAAAACAGUCAAUUUAUGUACCAAUUUCACAAAUUAAAAUACUAAAAAUAUUUUCCCAGA